Molecule: messenger RNA, 1855 nt
Organism: Camellia sinensis
Lineage: Eukaryota; Viridiplantae; Streptophyta; Magnoliopsida; Ericales; Theaceae
Product: protein DETOXIFICATION 56
Biological process (GO): xenobiotic detoxification by transmembrane export across the plasma membrane
Cellular component (GO): membrane
Molecular function (GO): xenobiotic transmembrane transporter activity; antiporter activity
Source: RefSeq, a predicted model, not a curated record
UUCCCAAACACACUAAAAUAGUCUAUUAAAAUAGCCAAUAAACCUCUAAAAUAACCACUUCCCAAACACCCACAAAGUGCCAUGGGGGCAGUAGUGCUCAACUUGCUAAUCUUUCAAAUAAGAAAACAAAGCCAAAACCAAUCCACAAUCCAACAAUGUCUCAAACAACACCGAGUUUGGAAAACAACCCAGUUGAGAAAACCUCUCAGAAAUGGCCUCUCAACUUCAUCCACACCACCCUCUCCGAGCUCAAAACGCAACGCGGAAUCACCCUCCCUCUCAUGGCCAUGAACGUAACGUGGUUCGCCAAGCUCGCCAUCACCACCGCCUUUCAAGGCCGCCUUGGCGACCUGCAACUAGCCAGUGGCACACUGGCGUUCACCUUUGCCAAUGUCACCGGCUUCUCAGUCCUAAACGGCCUCUCUGGCGCCAUGGAACCCAUUUGUGGCCAAGCUUACGGAGCUAAAAAUUUCAAGCUCCUCCACAAGACCCUUUUAAUGGCUACCCUUUUGUUACUACUCACUACUCUGCCUAUCUCUCUUUUGUGGCUCAAUGUUGACACAAUCCUCAUUCAUUUCGGCCAACAAAGAGAAAUAGUGAUUGUCGCAAAGAAAUACCUUCUCUACCUCAUCCCUGAUUUGGUGAUAACUUCUUUUUUGUGUCCUCUCAAGGCCUACUUGAGCUCACAGAGCAUCACUGUGCCUAAUAUGAUCAGUUCUUGUCUGGCUGUGGCUUUUCACGUGCCAAUCAAUCCGUUACUUUCCAGAGCUAAGGGUCUCGAGGGGGUUUCAAUGGCAGUUUGGAUAACUGACCUCAUGGUUAUGAUUUUUCUAGCUUCAUACGUGGUGAUCGCUGAAAAUGGAAAGGGAGGGAGGUGGAAGGAAGGAGGGUGGUGGGACCAAGGUGUUCAUGACUGGAUCACGCUGCUCAAGCUCUGCGUACCCUGCUGCCUCACCACAUGCCUCGAGUGGUGGUGCUUUGAAAUUCUUGUCUUGCUAACUGGGCGGUUUGUGAAUGCAAAACAGGCAGUAGGAGUGUUGGCCAUAGUACUAAACUUCGAUUACUUGGUUUACUCUGUUAUGCUCUCAUUGGCAACCUGCGCUUCUGUUAGGGUAUCAAAUGAGCUCGGUGCGAACCGGGCUGGGCUGGCUUACCGAUCCGCAUACGUGUCUUUGGCAGUGAGUAUAGCUUUGGGCUUCAUCGGUGGCUCAGUGAUGGUAGCAGCCAGAGGACUGUGGGGGCCUUUGUUUAGCCAUGAUAAGGGUAUAAUCAGAGGUGUGAAGGACAUGAUGUUGCUAAUGGCUGUGGUGGAAGUGGUAAAUUUUCCGGUAACAGUGUGUGGAGGAAUAGUCCGUGGAACCGCCAGGCCAUGGUUGGCCAUGUCCGCCAGUCUCGGAGGAUUCUACCUCCUAGCCUUGCCCUUGGGUAUAGUUUUGGCUUUCAAGGUCCGGCUUGGGCUGGGUGGGCUACUGGCAGGGUUCUUGGUUGGGAUGGUUGGGUGCUUGGUUCUGUUGUUGGUGUUUGUUGCAAGGAUUGACUGGGUUGAGGAAGCUAGAAAGGCUCAAAUACUUGCUGGCAAUGUGGAAGAGAAGACUGUCGAGGAAGAUGGAGGCGACAAGGAAGUGGUCAGUUGAUGAGGAGUUGGCAGUGGAGGACUCAGAAUUUGACGAGCUGCCUGCCCUUCUGGUAAUUUGAAUGGGAGGGAUCUUUUUCACCCUUUUUCGUAUAACAUCACUACCUCUAUAUAUCAUACAUUCUCUUGAGCAAAGAUUGUGUCAAUGAUUUAUAUCUAGUUUUGAUUAAAUGGAGCGAAGUAAAAUUUUAAAAAUAAAAAUAAAAAAUAAAUGAGGUUUCA